Rhinichthys klamathensis goyatoka is the source of this 5634-nucleotide messenger RNA. RefSeq names its product microtubule associated monooxygenase, calponin and LIM domain containing 2b (gene mical2b). The transcript has 37 exons. The record is from RefSeq and is a predicted model, not a curated record. Bases 232 to 5391 code for a protein of 1719 amino acids. NCBI's taxonomy places the organism in Eukaryota, Metazoa, Chordata, Actinopteri, Cypriniformes, Leuciscidae. Gene Ontology annotation, molecular function: FAD binding; protein binding.
AGGGCGACCUAUAUCAACAACCGGGUGGAUGGAAUCAUAAGAUACAAACAUUUCUCUCUGCGAGAUAAACUUCAGAGGUCAGAUACUGUAUACGGAUAAUAUCGACCUCUGUCAAUCAGAUUCUGCGGCUGUCGCUGAAGCCCAAAGUCACAUUACAGCGGAAAAAUCUUGGAAAGGAAUGCCAGCACCAAUCAACCUCUGACUGAAUCCCCUGUCAACAGAGGGAAAGAGAUGGGAGAGACGGAGGACGAGCGUGCGUCUCAGGCCGGCCAGCUGUUUGAGAACUUUGUGCAGGCCACUACCUGUAAGGGAACUCUUCAGGCCUUCAGCAUCCUAUGCAGGCAGCUAGAGCUGAACCCCUCCGACCACAGAGGCUUCUACAGCAGCCUGAAAGCUGCCGUCACUUACUGGAAGGCCCAAGGCCUGUGGGCGAAACUGGACAAGAGAGCCAGCCAUAAGGAGUAUAACAAGGGCAAAGCCUGCACGGAAACCAGAUGUCUCAUCAUUGGUGGCGGCCCAUGCGGCUUUCGGGCCGCCAUAGAACUGGCUUUGCUUGGCGCCAAGGUGGUGGUGAUUGAAAAGAGGGACACCUUCUCUAGGAACAAUGUCCUGCACCUUUGGCCUUACACCAUCCAUGAUCUCAGGAACCUUGGAGCCAAGAAGUUCUAUGGAAAGUUCUGCGCUGGAUCUAUAGACCACAUCAGUAUUCGUCAGCUGCAGCUCAUGCUGUUAAAGAUCGCUCUCAUUGUUGGGGUGGAGGUACACGUCAACGUGGAGUUUGUAAAGCUUCUCGAGCCGCCUGAGGACCAAGGCACUGAUGGGCCUGGAUGGAGGACGGAGAUCCGCCCGGCUGAUCACCUGAUCUCAGACUAUGACUUCGAUGUGAUAAUUGGAGCAGAUGGAAGGAGAAGCACUCUUGAUGGCUUCAGGAGAAAGGAGUUCAGAGGGAAACUAGCCAUCGCCAUUACCGCAAACUUCGUCAAUCGUAACACCACAGCUGAGGCCAAAGUGGAGGAGAUCAGCGGAGUGGCCUUCAUCUUCAAUCAGAAGUUCUUCCUGGAGCUCAGGGAGGAGACAGGGAUUGAUUUGGAAAACAUCGUCUAUUACAGGGACAACACGCACUACUUUGUCAUGACUGCUAAGAAACAAAGCUUGCUGGAUAAGGGUGUGAUCAUCAAUGACUAUAUUGAGACUGAACGGCUGUUGGCAAAUGACAACGUGAACCAAGAGGCUUUGCUCUCGUACGCCCGCGAGGCUGCGGAUUUUGGCACAAACUACCAGCUGCCCUCUUUGGAUUACGCCAUCAACCACUAUGGCCAGCCAGAUGUGGCCAUGUUUGACUUCACCUGCAUGUACGCCUCGGAGAACGCCGCACUGGUGAGGGAAAAGAACGGACAUCAGCUGCUGGUGGCGCUGGUUGGAGAUAGUCUUCUGGAGCCUUUCUGGCCCAUGGGGACAGGAUGUGCUCGAGGGUUUCUGGCUGCCUUUGACACAGUGUGGAUGGUGAAGAGUUGGGCUCAGGGCAAAGGACCCCUUGAUCUUCUGUCAGAGAGGGAGAGCAUCUAUCGGCUGCUGCCUCAGACGACCGCAGAAAAUAUCUCAAAAAACUUUGAGCAGUACACCAUAGACCCAGCCACACGUUACCCCAACCUCAACUCAUCCUGUGUACGAUCACACCAGGUGCGACAUCUGUACAUCAACGGCGAGCAGGACUUAAGUUCUCUGGAGCGCAGUGGACCCACACGCAGAUCCGCAAACAUCUCCAGACGAGAGUCCGAGGUGCGUCCCAGCCGGCUGCUGCUGUGGUGCCAGAAGCAGACCCAGGGCUACAGGGGGGUAAAUGUGACUGACCUUACGUCCUCCUGGAGAAGUGGCCUGGCUCUGUGCGCCCUCAUUCACCGCCAGCGGCAGGACCUCAUUGAUUUUAACUCCCUGAACGAGGCAGACUGCGCUAAAAACAACCAGUUGGCGUUUGACGUGGCAGAGCGGGAGUUUGGCAUCCAGCCGGUCACCACAGGAAAGGAAAUGGAUUCCGAACGGGGGCCAGACAAGCUCAUUAUGGUGCUCUACCUAUCCAAAUAUUAUGAGAUGUUCCGCAACUCAACUCAGUCCAACACAGGUGUUCCCAAAGAGACUGAUACAAAUAAUGAAGACUAUUCAUCAAAAACUGCAAACUCUCAUUACAACUCGAUAAAUAACACGCAGCCAAGGAAGAGAAUCCCAAAGGUUGAUAAGAAGUUGGAAGACAAUGACACAAACAAAAAAAGGAAGAAGGCCAGCAGUCACCUGGAGGAGCUAACGUCCAAUCAGAGUGCGCCCCCUGUAGGUGAGAGAGAGGAACAGAAGGAAAAUAAGGUGCGCUUCAUGGCAACUCAACUGCUGGCCAGGUUUGAGGAGAACGCGCCAAGCUCUGGUUUGCGCAGACAGUCUGAAUCUGAGACUGACUCUGUUGCUGACCAGCCCGUAUCUCUGGACAUGACUGAAAACCCUCGCUUUGCCAAACCUAAGAGCCAGCCCGCACCCUCUCUGCCCCAAACCAAACCAAAAUGGCAGCCAUCUCCUUAUCUAAGACUGCUUGAAUCUCACACGCGGAAUGAGACCCACAAGCACACACAAAUCCAGUCCAACUACAAAAACACUGAAAUUCCCUCAAGUUAUCAAGCCAGCGAGUCUCGUCCCAGAUCUCCUCACAUUCCCUUCAAAGUGCUCCAGUCGGAUAGUCAUCUGCCCUCAUCGACAACAGACCCCUCAGAUUCACCCCCGUCAUUCACACCAGCCCAGGGCGGGACGUUGCACUGCCUGCAGAAGCUGGAAGAGGAAGUCAGUCAGAGAAAAGUGCAAGCUGAAAUGACUAGACAGUUCAACAAAAAGAGCAUUAAAGAGCGAGCUCAGCAACUGAACGGUCUGUUCACUGGCACACCGCCUCCACCUCAGACAGAUGAAACUCCUUCGCUUUCUUCUUCUCCUUCUCCUUUCUCAGUCCACACUAUCACAGAAUGCUCUACUCGGUCUUGUCUUCUGUCUCCUGUUCCUUCAGUCCAACACGAGCAGUGCAGUGAAGAUCCAGAAACACAGCUGAACCACGAUAAACACGCAGAUCGCUCUGAAAUCAGACGUGUAGAGUGCCUGGACUCCUCCAAACAGAGAACAGUGGGGAAGGUUUCCUCUGCCAUUGGGGUUAAAGCCGCUACAUUGGCCAUCUUAUAUGAGACCGAUCACAGACCUAACAACCCCUUUACCCUCUCGCUGAUAGAGGCCAGAAGGUGUGCAGAAUCUGGGGCGACGAGCAUGCGAAAGGAGUUUCCUCAGGGUCUGGGCGGCAGCGACACAUGUCACUUCUGUAAGAAGCGUGUGUAUAUCAUGGAGCGCCUCAGUGCGGAGGGAUUCUUCUUCCACAGAGAGUGUUUCCGCUGUAACAUCUGCGGCUGCACACUGCGUCUGGGCGCUCAUGCCUUUGACUCCAACCAAGGCACUUUUUACUGCAAGCUGCACUUUUCUCAGCAAAAGAUCAGCAGUAGGCAUCGAAGAGGAGAGAUCAACGGAGGCAGCAGACCCUCGUCCAGCGCUAGCUCAGAUUACACGGCCACCGACGGCCUCCGCGGCCAGCCCUCAGGAGCCGAGUCCGACUCCAGAAGUCGCCAGUGUUUGUGGAAGCCCAGCGCUCCGGCUGAGAGGACAGAGGUGACGGCCCUGUCAGACUCAACAGAGCUCAUCAACACGAGUGAAGUGAAAGAUUCAUCUAAAAAGCCCGAUCCUGCAGAUUCUGCUCCCGCAUGUCUCGAUUCUCAACUGCAGAAAGUUAAACACUCCACUGCAAAAGGAGAAAUGACCAACAAAAACAACCUCUGGAGGAAGAAAAUUCGAUCCACCCUUCCCCUCGUCCUGCUUAAGAAAUUUCACCGUGGAAAACCAGACGAUAAAACUGAAGCCCCCGGCAAGGAAGAUGGAGACUCAGACUUUGAGGAGAUCCAUGAAUCUCUCUCCCCAACAAAGCCUGCAACACAGACUACAGAGUCUGACUGCCCCCUACUGGAGGACAAGAACUCAACAGCUCUUGAUGAGAUCCCAAAGAUCCCUCUAUAUCGUGCACAUUUUCAUCCUGAAACCCCAAAACCCAGCACUUCCUCUCCAGAGCCUGUCGUCCCAGCCGUUCCCUCAGAGGCGAACUCCUUCAGCCCCAAGAAGAAGCUCACGUUGUCUUUAUCCGAGAAGGAGAAGCUGCUCAACUGGGAAUUAACCACACCUGGAAAGCCCUCAACUUCUGAAGGGGAACAACAUGACAGGACCUCUACGAAUCCUCGAAACGAUCAACCAGAACCAGAAGCUCCACCGAAACCAAGCCGUCCCCAACCCGAGCCCACUCCUCCACUCUUCGGCUUCCAACAGUGGGCCAACAGUCUCCGGAAGUCCUUCUCCGCCAGCAAAGGGAGCAACCCUGUGGUCCUCAGGAGAAACCGGCCUUUGAAAGCUCGGCCGUUGUCUGAGGGCUCCUUCAACCUCAGUGGCUUGCUCGGCAGCCAGGAGGAGGAACACAGCUGCACGUCUACGGACGAAAGUCAGUCCAGAGCGAGGACUGGAAGCGAGCUCACGACGUUACUGGAGCAGGUGGCUCUCGGCUCCAAGAAGGGCACAAAAGAUGACAUGGCCUCCUUACCGCCCAGAAAACUCAAUUUCUUCUCCUCCCUGCGCAUUAAGAGGAGCGAAGGAGCAGAUAAGAGCAAAGGAGACGACCAGAAAGACAUCUUGACCAUUCUUUCCAGGUUUAGAAGCAAAGCUUCUGCUCCGCAACCACAGCAACAGGAGUCCAACUCAUCCAGUGAGGAGGAACAUGACCCAGACUCACAAAGGACCCACAGUGGCACCUCACAGAAGAAAAAGGAGAAAACCGCAGUCCAACCAACCAAGAGAGAUCAGCUGAAAAGACUUCACAGGGCUCAGGUAAUCCAAAGACAACUGGAGGAAGUAGAGGAGAAGCAGAGAGCUCUGGAGGAGAGAGGUGUGGCUCUGGAGAAGGUCCUCAGAGGAGAAACUGGUGACGACUCCACAGAUGAGACCGCGCUUCUACAAACCUGGUUCAAACUGGUCCUGGAGAAGAACAAACUGUCCAGAUAUGAGUCUGAACUCAUGAUCUUUGCUCAAGAACUGGAGUUGGAGGACACUCAAAGUCGGCUACAGCAAGACAUGAGACGGCGAAUGAACACUGAAGACUGCGAGAAGAGUGCGAGCGAGCUGGCGGAGGAGCAGAGCCUGCUGGUGGAGAUCAUGAAGGUGGUGGAGAGAAGAGAUAAACUGGUCAGUCUGCUGGAGGAACAGCGGCUGAAGGAGAAAGCGGAGGACCGAGAUCUGGAGGGCAUGAUCCUGUCCAGAGGCUAUCAGUUCCACUGGACCUAAACUCCUUCUGUGAGAACAACUACUUUAGACUGAGAGAGCCUUAUUUGAAGAUUUUGAACAGACUGCAAUACGCUUGUUUAUUCAAACCCAACUUAAUGCUGCCUUUUGUGUUCUUCAAAAGAAAUAAACCUAAAACCAAAACACGUGUCUCUUUACUAACUGAAAAUAUUUCCAAGCGCAAAGUUGCACGGGUGAGAGGACUGACUACACAUUUAUUCACACUGGUGCAAUUGUAUUUAUAUA